Molecule: messenger RNA, 3059 nt
Organism: Ctenopharyngodon idella (grass carp)
Lineage: Eukaryota; Metazoa; Chordata; Actinopteri; Cypriniformes; Xenocyprididae
Gene: abhd18
Product: abhydrolase domain containing 18
Exons: 13
Coding region: 153-1547 (464 amino acids)
Source: RefSeq, a predicted model, not a curated record
GUAGAAGAAGAGUUACUUCCGGCAGUGAGUUGAACGCUGGGAUGGCGCUGCACCAUCGCACGGAAUUCGUCCUCUGUCAUGUGUACUGAUCCAGUUUCUUCAAAGAAACCCAAAUCGACGUCCUUUUAGCUUGAGAAGAAUGUUUUUUGUCAAUGGGUGUGAGUCGGCUUGAUGUUCUGUAUAGAAGGCUUCUCCUCACCAAACUUUUCAUCCAAGGAUGGGGGAAGCCAGAGGACCUUAAAAGAAUAUUCGAGUUCCGGAAGAUUAUUGGCAACAGGGAGAGAUGUAAAGAUCUGGUACAGAGGGACUACCCAAUAUUUAUUGACAAAGUAGAAGAUCAAACAGAUUGCAAAAUUCACAACGGUCAUUUCAUAUCGCCACUGGAGCACUUUGUCCCGGGCAUCUUGCCAGCUGAGUCCGUCAAAGCCCGAUUCCAGUUCAUUGUACCUAAGAAAUGGAAGAGACACAGACCAGUCUGUAUUCACCUGGCUGGAACAGGAGACCAUUUUUUCUGGAGAAGGCGAACACUAAUGGCCAGACCGAUGGUUAAAGAAUCAGGGAUGGCGUCUCUUCUGUUGGAGAAUCCUUAUUAUGGAUAUAGAAAACCUAAAGACCAACUUCGCUCCAGUCUGAAGAACGUAUCAGACCUGUUUGUGAUGGGUGGAGCACUGAUCCUGGAGUCUGCUGCGCUGUUACACUGGCUGGAGCGAGAAGGUUUCUGGCCUCUGGGCAUGACUGGCAUUUCUAUGGGCGGACAUAUGGCAUCAUUAGCUGUAACAAACUGGCCCAAACCAAUUCCGCUCAUACCUUGUUUAUCCUGGACGACUGCUUCAAGUGUUUUUACCACAGGUGUUUUAAGUCGAGCUGUGAACUGGAGAGAGCUGGAAAAGCAGUAUGCAGCACACACAGUCUAUGAGGAAGAAAUCAUCAGUAUGCUGGAGUAUUGUGGGACAGACUCUUUCCGGAUGGGCCAGGAAUUCGUAAAAAAUGCCCCAGGCAGCUUUGACAGUCUCUCUGACCUGGAUCUUGCCCAUGACCUUCUUGACCUCCACUCACCAGAGAGGGACCAGCAGAUGGGGCUACGCUCCUCGUGUUCUCAGCCCGGGACUGGAGGUCACGUCUCAGACACAGCCCUGCUGAUGGGGCAAAGAGAGAGAGACGGACUGGAUCAGAUGCUGUCCGCUGUGAGCAGCAGCGGGCCUCAUUUGGACAUGCUACAUGCUAAGAACAUCACCUAUGGGGCCGGCCAGCGGCAGUCGCUGCAGCGGGAGUCUCUCUGUUUCAUGAAGGGCGUGAUGGACGAAUGCACACACAUCGCCAAUUUUUCGGUGCCUGUGGAUCCCAGUCUGAUCAUUAUAGUCCAGGCAAAGGAAGACGCUUAUAUUCCCCGCACUGGAGUUCGCAGCUUACAGGAAAUCUGGCCUGGCUGUGAGGUUCGCUACCUCAAUGGAGGUCACGUCAGCGCCUACCUUUUCAAACAAGGACUGUUUCGGCAAGCAAUUUAUGACGCCUACGACCGGUUUCUUCACAAGUAUUCCAGCUCAUAGCCAUGGAUUUUUGGGACUCAGCACUGACAAGAAUUGCAUUUUGAAAGUAUGUGGAGAUGGAGAAGACUAUGUAACUGGAACUAGAAACCUAGUGCCACCAAAGGGAGGCAGUGUGCAGCGGUUGUAAUGACAGAACUGUUACUCUGUGUGGUACACCUCAAAACUCAGUGACCUGAAGUCAACUUACAUGUGCUCAUCCCAUAUGAAACCUUGUCUUCCUGACCUCACUGCCUAUAUAUAAUCAUGACUGAAACAUAAUUCACUAAACGAGACAAAGACGUGCCUCCAAACUAUAAUUCACUCACACAUCAAGGUGUCUUUAAAACUGUUAAUGAAGCAGAUCCCUGAAAAUAUAGUAUUUUGAAUUGUAAGGAAAAUAAAUGAACUACUGCAGUCUAUAUUUUUGUUUCACCAACAUAGAAUAUCCUAAUUUUUAGAGCAAAUGUUUGCUGGUUUUUAUAAAAUAAAGCAUCAGGAAAAUGGCCUUGUCAUGGGCAGACCAUUGUUUUAAUCUCAGAAAUGGAAAAAAAAAGUUUAACAAAUUAAGGUGAGUUGUACUUAAACAUCUUUAGCAAUGACUGGUGCUCAUUUGAGACUUGAACGCGAUUCAAAAUAUACUUUUUCUGUGAACUGCAUUCUUAAAAAUCCGUGCUGCAUGUAUUUCAAUCUCUUUAAAGUGUUAGUUCACCCAAACAUGAAAAUUCUGUCAUUAAUUACUCACCCUCGUGUCGUUCCACAUCUUCAUUUAUCUUUGGAACACAAAUGAAGAUAUUUUUAAUGAAAUCUGAGAGAUUUCUGUCCCUCCAUAGAGAUCCAACGCAACUACCACUUUCAAUGUCCAGAAAGGUAGUAAAGACGUCAUUAAAGUAAUCCAUGUAACUCCAGUGAUUUAACCUCAUUUUUAUGAAGUGACACAAGAGCUUUGUUUGCACAAAAAAAACAAUUUACCACUACAAAAAUAUUGAUCUGCAACACGCUCUCAUGUGUUUUGUGUUUACGUGAGAGCUGACAUUGUUGCGUGAACACACUUUGGACAAUAUUAUAUUGUAAAUAAAGUGGUAAAUUGUUUUUUUUGCGCAAACAAAGCACCUGUGUCGCUUCAUAAAAUUGAGGUUAAAACACUAGAGUCACAUUUAAUGAUGUCUUUCCUACCUUUCUGGACCUUGAAAAUGGUAGUUACGUUGGAUCUCUAUGGAGGGAUGGGUUUCAUUAAAAAUAUCUUAAUUUGUGUUCCAAAGAUGAACAAAGGUCUUACGGAUGUGGAACGACACAAGAGUGAGUAAUAAAUGACAGAAUUUUUAUUUUUGUGUGAACUAUCCCUUUAAAUAAACACUGCCAAAUACUACAGUAACAACUAAUAAUCCUAGCGUUUUAAUAGAUUGAAAUGUUUUAUGUAUUACUACUGUCACUUGAUCUGAUCUGUCAUGUUUUCACUGUAUUCAUCAUGAAUCAUUUGUUUAAUUUCAUUUGUUUCUCCACUCUAAAAUAAAAAGGAAAUCCUAAAUAUUCAAA